This is a messenger RNA of Molossus molossus (Pallas's mastiff bat), 1829 nucleotides long. RefSeq names its product vacuolar protein sorting 4 homolog B (gene VPS4B). The transcript is spliced from 11 exons. Gene Ontology annotation, molecular function: ATP hydrolysis activity; ATP binding. NCBI's taxonomy places the organism in Eukaryota, Metazoa, Chordata, Mammalia, Chiroptera, Molossidae. The record is from RefSeq and is a predicted model, not a curated record. Bases 238 to 1572 code for a protein of 444 amino acids. Gene Ontology annotation, biological process: vacuole organization; endosomal transport.
GAGAGGCGGGACGAGAGCCCGGAGGGGCUCGGGAUUGCGGAAGUUUUGUGAGGAGGGUCCGGCGGCUCUUGGAGCUCUGUGUAGAUUAGGAUCCCGUCCGGAAGGGAGGGUGCUGCUAGGGGUCGGGGAGUCAUCAGCCUGCGCACUCUUUUGGGGUUACACCAGGCGGGGCUCGACGUCGCCGCUGUUGGUCCUGUGCCUUCGUUCCUCCCCAGGGAACCGCUUCGGGUCUCCGCCAUGGCAUCCACUUCGUCCAACCUCCAGAAAGCGAUAGAUCUUGCUAGCAAAGCAGCCCAGGAAGACAAAGCUGGGAACUAUGAGGAAGCCCUUCAACUCUACCAGCACGCUGUGCAGUAUUUUCUCCACGUAGUUAAAUAUGAAGCACAGGGUGAUAAAGCCAAGCAAAGUAUCAGGGCAAAGUGUACAGAAUAUCUUGAUAGAGCAGAAAAACUAAAGGAAUACCUGAAAAAGAAAGAGAAAAAACCACAGAAGCCCGUGAAAGAGGGACAUCCGAGUCCAGCUGACGAGAAGGGGAAUGACAGUGAUGGGGAAGGAGAAUCUGAUGAUCCUGAAACAAAGAAACUACAGAAUCAACUUCAAGGUGCCAUUAUUAUGGAGCGACCUGAUGUGAAAUGGAGUGAUGUUGCUGGUCUUGAAGGAGCCAAAGAAGCACUUAAAGAGGCUGUGAUAUUGCCUAUUAAAUUUCCUCAUCUUUUUACAGGUAAGAGAACACCUUGGAGGGGAAUCCUCUUAUUUGGGCCUCCUGGAACAGGAAAGUCCUAUUUAGCCAAAGCUGUAGCCACAGAAGCAAACAACUCCACCUUCUUCUCGAUACAUUCCUCCCACCUGGUUUCUAAGUGGCUGGGUGAAAGCGAAAAGCUAGUUAAGAACUUAUUCCAGCUUGCCAGAGAGAAUAAACCUUCCAUUAUCUUCGUCGAUGAGAUCGAUUCUCUGUGCGGCUCGAGGAGCGAAAACGAGAGUGAAGCAGCGCGCAGGAUUAAGACGGAGUUCCUGGUCCAGAUGCAAGGUGUUGGUGUGGACAAUGAGGGAAUUUUGGUUCUGGGAGCUACAAAUAUACCCUGGGUUCUGGAUUCUGCCAUUAGGCGAAGAUUUGAGAAACGGAUUUAUAUUCCUCUGCCAGAGGCCCAUGCCCGAGCCGCAAUGUUCAAACUGCACUUGGGGACCACUCAGAACACUCUGACGGAAACGGACUUCCGAGAGCUCGGGAAGAAGACGGAGGGCUACUCGGGGGCAGACAUAAGUGUCAUUGUGCGAGACGCACUCAUGCAGCCUGUCAGGAAAGUACAGUCGGCCACCCAUUUUAAAAAGGUUCAAGGACCUUCACGAGCUGAUCCUAACAACAUAGUGGAUGACCUGUUAACGCCCUGCUCUCCUGGGGACCCGGGCGCCAUUGAAAUGACGUGGGUGGAUGUCCCUGGCGACAAGCUCCUGGAGCCGAUUGUCUCCAUGGCGGACAUGUUGCGGUCACUAGCUAGCACAAAACCCACAGUCAAUGAACACGACUUGCUGAAAUUAAAGAAGUUUUCAGAAGAUUUUGGCCAAGAAGGCUAAACCAAAGACCAGGAAGACGUUUGCCACGUGUGUUCUCUCUGUCGUCGGCAUCGUCGCCUUUCCUGGGCGGCACUCAGGUCGUCCUCCAGUGACCCUUCUGUGCAGGGAGGCAGGGCUCACGUCAGUGCUCCUCUGCAUUGUACAUGUCUGUGUGCUCUCUUACCUAUUACAUGCUCUUAUUAACAAAAUUAUAAAACAACGGGCUCUGAAGCCGUCUGGUGUGGCUUGGUUGAGCAUCGACCCAGGCACCAGGAGGU